Molecule: messenger RNA, 993 nt
Organism: Microthlaspi erraticum
Lineage: Eukaryota; Viridiplantae; Streptophyta; Magnoliopsida; Brassicales; Brassicaceae
Source: the annotation of a GenBank genome assembly
AUGAAAGAGAUGAAUCAGAAAAUGGGGACUCACAAGUUCAGAUUUUCAGACAUUAUGCCUCACUCAUGGCUCUAUAAGCUCAAAGGCAUCAGCAGAAGUAGCAGAAAACACCUUCCUUCUUCUCCCAAACACCAGCUUUCUUCCUCUGAUGCUUCUACCUCAAGAAAGCUCCGUGACUCUCUUCGUCUUUCUUCACUUGCUCAUCAUCAUCCCCAAGCUUCCUCUUCACCCCCCAAAUCUUCUUUCAAGAGAAAAACCAAACGUAAAACCGUUUACAAGCCUUCCUCUAGGCUCAAGCUCUCGUCCUCCUCCUCCUUCAACAACUCUCAUGUUUCUCUCACCACUUCUCGGAAUCAUCGCUCUAAAUCAUCCUCUGCAUCAAAUGCAAUCAUUAUGGAGCCUUCUCUCAACUCUCAUGUUUCUCUCACUUCUUCUCGGAAUCAUCGCUCUAAAUCAUCCUCCGCAAAUGCAAUCUCUGAUUCCACAGUUGGAAGCUCGUCAGAUCCUGUGUCAAUACCUUUCUCUGGCGUUUCUAGUGAUCCUGAAACACAUUCAAAUGACAUCAAGGACGAACACUCUGUGAGGAAGCUCGAUGAUGUUUCAGAAAACUCGAGUCCUGUUCUGGUUGAGACUGUAAAGGAACCACUCAUUGAUAUAAGGACACAGCAGAAGCUCAAGAAACCGAAAGCUCGUUCUUCAGGGAUAAAGAUUCGUGCAAAUUCACCAAAGAUCGCAAGAAAGAAGACAAAGGGAUCAAGAACGUCCCCUGAAUCAAAGACUGCAGAAAGUUUUGCAAUAGUUUUGACUUCGGUGGAUCCAGAGAGAGAUUUCAGAGAAUCAAUGGUUGAAAUGAUUGUGGAGAAUAAGAUGAAGGAACAGAAAGAUCUUGAAGAUCUUCUCGCUUGUUACCUUUCGCUGAAUUCGAGUGAGUAUCAUGACAUUAUCAUCAAGGCCUUCGAGAAAACAUGGUUUCAUUUAACUCACCUCACCUGA